Molecule: messenger RNA, 2004 nt
Organism: Meleagris gallopavo (turkey)
Lineage: Eukaryota; Metazoa; Chordata; Aves; Galliformes; Phasianidae
Source: RefSeq, a predicted model, not a curated record
GUUAUCCAUGCUAAGAAGGCCUAUGACCUGCAGAGUGAUAAUUUCUACAAGUCAGACCUUGAGUGGAUGCGUGGCAUUGGUUGGGUCCCCAUUGGUUCCUUGGAUAUUGAAAAAGCCAAGAGGGCAGGACAGAUCUUGAGUGAUAAAGUGUACCGUCAGCCUCCAGACACCAUCAAGUUUACGAGUGUUACUGAUUCUCUGGAGAUGAACUUAGCUAAGCAUAAUGCAGAGAUGAUGAAUAAGCGUUUAUACACUGAAGCGUGGAAUAAAGAUAAGGCCACAAUUCAUGUCAUGCCUGACACACCAGAAAUUAUGCUAGCUAAACAAAACCAGCUACACUACAGUCAGGUGAGUGAAUCUGAAGAACCUAGAAAGUUCAAUUUAUUUACCUCUGAAUUUCACUUAAUAUUAUAUUGUUACCAACAUGCUAAGAAGGCCUAUGACCUGCAGAGUGAUAAUUUCUACAAGUCAGACCUUGAGUGGAUGCGUGGCAUUGGUUGGGUCCCCAUUGGUUCCUUGGAUAUUGAAAAAGCCAAGAGGGCAGGACAGAUCUUGAGUGAUAAAGUGUACCGUCAGCCUCCAGACACCAUCAAGUUUACGAGUGUUACUGAUUCUCUGGAGAUGAACUUAGCUAAGCAUAAUGCAGAGAUGAUGAAUAAGCGUUUGUAUACUGAGGCCUGGGAUAAAGACAAGACAGAAGUUCACAUCAUGCCUGACACACCUGAAAUCAUACUGGCAAAACAGAAUAUGCAUAACUACAGUGAAAAACUGUACAAACAAGCCAUGGAAGAAGCAAAAAAGAAAGGCUAUGAUUUGAGAAGUGAUGCUAUCCCAAUUCAGGCUGCCAAAGCAUCCAGGCAAAUUGCCAGUGAUUACAAGUAUAAAGAAGAGUAUCGCAAGCAGCUUGGCCACCACAUUGGAGCCCGCAACAUAGAGGACGAUCCCAAGAUGAUGUGGUCGAUGCACGUAGCCAAGAUCCAGAGUGACAGGGAGUACAAGAAAGCCUUUGAGAAGACCAAGACGCACUUCAGCAGCCCCGUGGACAUGCUGGGAAUCGUGUUGGCCAAGAAAUGUCAGGAGCUGGUCAGCGAUGUUGAUUACCGCCACUAUCUGCAUCAGUGGAUCUGCCUGCCGGACCAGAAUGAUGUUAUCCAUGCUAAGAAGGCCUAUGACCUGCAGAGUGAUAAUUUCUACAAGUCAGACCUUGAGUGGAUGCGCGGCAUUGGUUGGGUCCCCAUUGGUUCCUUGGGUAUUGAAAAAGCCAAGAGGGCAGGACAGAUCUUGAGUGAUAAAGUGUACCGUCAGCCUCCAGACACCAUCAAGUUUACGAGUGUUACUGAUUCUCUGGAGAUGAACUUAGCUAAGCAUAAUGCGGAGAUGAUGAAUAAGGUGAGUCCUAAUUCAAUUCAUGACAGGGAGUACAAGAAAGCCUUUGAGAAGACCAAGACGCACUUCAGCAGCCCCGUGGACAUGCUGGGAAUCGUGUUGGCCAAGAAAUGUCAGGAGCUGGUCAGCGAUGUUGAUUACAAGCAUCUUCUGCAUCGGUGGACCUGUCUGCCGGACCAGAACGAUGUUGUACAAGCCCGGAAAGUGUACGACCUUCAGAGUGAUAAUGUGUACAAGUCUGACCUGCAGUGGCUGAGAGGCAUUGGUUGGUCCCCAAUUGGUUCCCUGGAUGAAGAGAAGAACAAGCGAGCGAGCAUGAUCCUGAGUGACAAGAAGUACCGACAGCACCCGGACACCAUCAAGUUCACGAGCCUUCCUGACUCCAUGCCUAUGGUUCUGGCAAAGCACAACUCUGACAUUAUGAACCAUGUGAGAUUUCUUUGUGUUUGCAACCUGGAGGAGUUUUCCCUGCCUUUAGGGGGACUGUUAUUUUUGGGAGGGCAUACAUGUGGGAAUGAUGUAGUAUCCACAGUAGAGGAAGACAGAGUUAGGGAUGGCUUACCCCGCUGGGAUGUAUAUGGUUUCAGGGAAUCAGAGGGGGUGGAUCAGGGGUGCUGA